Pleuronectes platessa (European plaice) is the source of this 1027-nucleotide messenger RNA. RefSeq names its product teneurin-3. NCBI's taxonomy places the organism in Eukaryota, Metazoa, Chordata, Actinopteri, Pleuronectiformes, Pleuronectidae. Gene Ontology annotation, cellular component: membrane. Gene Ontology annotation, biological process: signal transduction. The transcript has 7 exons. The record is from RefSeq and is a predicted model, not a curated record. Bases 431 to 1027 code for a protein of 198 amino acids.
CGCGCACACCGCGCUGCCUAGGUUGUUGUUCCGCGCCCCCCUUUAUGUUUUACAGAAGAGAUCCACCCGAAAGAACGAACAAAACGUUGUCUUCUUUGUGCUAUUCCGAAUGAGCUCGGUGGGAACUAACUGAUUGGGACGCGAGUAGAUUGAAAAGGACGGUGCGUCGCUUUCAGUUGCUGAAAGCGCUUUUUAUUCUUUUGCGUAAUUUGCCAGCUUCGAUAAUAAAGAGUGAAGUCGACGUUGAAGAAGUAGCAGAAGUUUUCUUGGGGAAACCAGAAGAAAAGCGACGAGUGCUUGGCAGCGAAGACCCGCCGCAGCCCCACGAACAGCUUGGACAGUACAGAAGGGAAUGACACGACCUAACAGCAGAUCAGUGCCAGUCAUCUGCUAGACCGCUCAUCAAGUUGCUGUACAGCAGCAUGCCUCUAUGUUUGCCUCCAGCACAAGCAGAAGCAUUAUGGAAGUGAAAGAGCGACGUCCAUACUGCUCACUCACCAAGAGCCGCAGGGAUAAAGAGGGACCGUACACUGGUUCAUCAGGAGACAGUGAAGACUGUACCAUUGGCUCUCAGGGACUACGAGUCCCGACUCAGAAGUCUUACUCGUCCAGUGAAACACUCAAGGCCUUUGACCAACACCAAGACCAGACCAGGUUACUGUACGGGACAACCAAGGGACACAAGGACAUGGUUCACCGUGAACAGGAUGAUUAUAACAGACAAGGUCAGCAUUUCAGUCUUCGUCAGCUGGGAAUCUGCGAGCCCCCGUCACGUCGUGGCCUGGCGUUCUGCUCUGAGAUGGGCCUUCCUCACCGCGGGUUCUCAGUUGGAACAACCCCUGACUUAGAUACUGAGAGUCAGGCUGUGAUGUCACCGGACCGCGCCAUGCGGCCAUGGGGCCGCGGCGGCCUGGGUAAAUCAUCCGGGAGGAGUUCCUGCCUGUCAAGCCGUUCCAACUCGGUGCUGACUCUUACUGAUACCGAGCAUGAGAACAAGUCAGACAGCGAAAAUGAAACCCUCACCUAA